Messenger RNA from Podarcis lilfordi (Lilford's wall lizard), 4896 nucleotides. NCBI's taxonomy places the organism in Eukaryota, Metazoa, Chordata, Lepidosauria, Squamata, Lacertidae. The record is from the annotation of a GenBank genome assembly.
AUGGAUGAGCAAGACUCAACUGGCCCUGAAGCAGAAAGAGGCCAGGCCAUGGAAACUGGAAACAGUGGGGGAUUCUGGGAAAACUCUGUGCAGAAGCUCUUGCAUGAGGUGUACACUCUUCGCUCAGAUGGGCAGAGCCAGCAGUUGAGGCAGUUCUGCUCCCAGGAGGCCAAAGGACCCCGAGAGGUUUGCAGCCUGUUUUACCACUUUGACCAUCAGUGGCUGAAGCCAGAAAGGCACACGAAAGCUGAGAUGCUGGACCUGGUGAUCUUGGAGCAGUUCCUGGCUGUCCUUCCCCCGGAGAUGGAGAGCUGGGUGAGGGAAUGCGGAGCAGAGACCAGUUCCCAGGCAGUGGCCCUGGCCGAAGGUUUCCUCCUGAGUCAGGCGGAGGAGAGGAAGCAGGUGGAGAAGAAGCAGGUGAGAGAGACUUUCCUCUGGAUGCUCCCAAGGAGCUCUGAACAGGAGGGAGAAGAUCCUAAAAUACUGUACGAAUUGAUCAUCCUUUUUUAGGAAGUAUCCAAGGCAUUUUGCCUCUACCAUUUUUGUUGCUCUUUCAGGAAAAGGAUCUGGUUGCAGAAAUGGGCUCAAAUUACUCUGAGGCAGAGCGGACUCCGUUGGACACCAGAGAGAGUUCACUAGGUAAGGAGGAAGGAGUUUCUUCUCCGUUUGGUCAUUCUGUUGCUUUUGAAAGUAAUCUCUGCGUUCUUUCAAUUUGGGGGAGGAAAACAUUUGGGCCCAAGGGCACAGAAGAGCACAAUAAAACUAUGAUUGGUACAACCAUCAAAAUAUACAUCUCAGAGAAGCAUGCACUCCUGGCUUCCAACUAACCUUUGUCUCUCAGGUGAAAGAAGAAUGCCGGCAAGACCUCCUCACCCGUCUUUUCCUGGUGGUGGAGAGGAAGCAGCAGCUGUAGAAGCAGAUAAGGUAGGAGGGAGGAGCCUAGUGGGGAAAGAGGCUCAGGAGUGGGGCAGCCAGGGUUCCUCUGGGAAUGAAGAAAUCCCUCUCUUCCUCUUUGGUUUCGUCAAAGCUGUCCCAAACAAAGGCUGAAAGUGCCAUUCAAGGAGGUCUAUCUGCUGAAAAUAAAGAACAGCCUCCUCACCUUAAGUAAUCUUCUGAAUGUUGCUUUUAUUAUUUAUCAGUAUUUGCAGUUUUAUUUAUAUAUUUAUAAUUGAGUGCAACGAUGGGCUUCUAAGCAGUUGACAUAUCAUAAAAACAGUGCCCAAGAUUCCCCAGUGCACCCCCCUCCAAAAAAAAGCAGACGGGGUGCGGAGAGGAGAUCCUUCCAUUUGUGACCCUUCCAUACCGAUCCAGACUAGACUUCAACGAAUUGUUGGCAGAUUAAACACAAUGCAGGAUCUCCAAAAAUAGACCAGGCGCAGGAGCUUCAUCCAGUAUUAUUUACUGAAGGGAAAUGAGCAUAACUAUUCACGAAUUCAACUCUUAGGGAUUUACAUAGUACUUAACAAUCCACUUGCAAUAUAUAUAUAAAAAACUCACAUCCAUGACGGAGGAAUUAUGGCCUCUGUUUAUAGGCAGCAUGGCCUUGAGAUAGAAAAAUAACAGGGCCAGCUUCAACCAGCUGUACUCAGCUUCUCUGAAGGAUUAACCCAAACAUCAGGAACCUUCUGCUUGUUUCUAGGCAGAAUGGAAAAACUGAUGAACAGCUAGUCACUUGCCGCUUGCAGCUUGUAGUAGCUUCUACGCUGUGAGACCCAGACAAGUUUCCAGAGCCUUCUUGAAUGAAUAGAAUAGGAAAGAUCUCCGCAUAUUAGAGCAAUACUUUCUAUAACAAAAAUUGCAAGCCAUGUCAGUAAUACAACCUCCCUCUUACAUAUCCACAAGCCUUGAAUUUUACCCCAGAUCCUUUUUGCUGGUCCAAGAUUUAAGACUUGUGUACCAGUUUGUAGUCCAAAAACACCCAGUGGUGGCCAAUCCUCAGAGCGCCAUCCCUGCAGGGACCAAGUGGUACAGCCUAGUGGACCUUUGCUCAUCAUUUUGAGUAUCCCCAUUGCAAGCAGAGGCUUGACAACCAUAUGUCAGGAGUGCUCUGAUGGUGUUUCCUGCUUGGCAGGGGGUUGGACUCGAUGGCCCUUGUGGUCUCUUCCAACUCUAUGAUUCUAUGAUUCUAUGAAAUAACACAACACAGAAAUGAACAGGCAGGAAACACCACCGCAAAGUGUAGUAGAUAAUCUUUAGGCUGCCUUAGAGGAGGACCCUUGUCUUUUUCCUUUCAGGGUCCUCCGUGCUUUGAAGAUGUAGCUGUGCAUUUCACGGAGGAGGAGUGGGCGUUGUUGGAUCCUGACCAGAGAGCUUUGCAUAAGGAAGUCAUGGAGGAGAAUCGUGGGAUCAUGGCCUCCCUCGGUAAGGCUCCCAGUUGGAUGAUAAUAUCUGCUUUGAAAUUCCAGAGAGAGAGAGAGAGAGAUAGCAAACUGAAAGCCUGCCAGAUUCGGAUGAAGCUCAACAGAACCACCUACUGCACUUGGUAUCCUAGCAGAGCACAGGUCACCUUAAAUGGAAGGGUAUGGAUUGUUUCAUCUGUGACAAUUCCUCUUCCAGUUAUGCUUUUUAAAACCAUGAUCAGGCUGCUUUAAAACCAACUGCCCAGGCCUUUAUAAAUGUACAGAGGUACCUUGGGUUACAGAUGCUUCAGGUUACAUACGCUUCAGGUUACAGACUCCGCUAACCCAGAAAUAGUAUAUCGGGUUAAGAACUUUCCUUCAGGAUGAGAACAGAAAUCGUUCUCCAGCAGCGCGGCAGCAGCGGGAGGCCCCAUUAGCUAAAGUGGUGCUUCAGGUUAAGAACAGUUUCAGGUUAAGAACGGACCUCCGGAACGAAUUAAGUACUUAACCCAAGGUACCACUGUAGUUUUCAUAAUUUUUAGGGAAGUGAAAGUAGAUUCUGUCAGGAUUUGAGUUUUUGUUUUUGCUUCUGUCUGUUUUUGGUUGACCAAAGAGACCAUGGGCCUUGGAAAUGGAGCAACAAACAGGUGAGUGACAAUAGAGAUGCAGAAAAUUCCAUGACUGGGCCCUACGAAAUCCAUUCAAGAAAAGAGCCAGGCUUUACACGUAUCAGGUUUCCACAAAUAUGUCCAUGAAUACCAGUCAACACAGGCAGUGAACCCUGUAGUAACACUUCAUGUCUAACCCCCUCCCAUUCUUCCACUAUCACAAGAGUAAAUCAGCAUUGUCCAAUCAUUUAGGGUUCCAUUUAUUUCUGAGGUUCUAACCCAUUUCUCCCUUCAUCGCAGGUGGUGAUCAAUUGGAAAUGCAGAACUGGGGAGACCACAACAAAAUCCACACAGUGGAGAAACCAUAUAAAAAUUUGGAGUAUGGAGAGAGCUCCAUCUCCCUUUCCACUUCCUAUCAAAUAAAUCUUAUUGGGAGGAAACCAUAUCAGUGUUUAGAAUGUAGAAAGAGAUUCACCCGGAAGGAAAGUCUCACUGUCCAUCAGAGAAUUCAUACAUUAGAGAAACCCUAUCAGUGCUUGGAAUGUGGAAAGUGCUUCAACAGGAAGUAUAGUCUCACUUCCCACCAAAGAAUUCAUACCGGGGAGAAACGAUAUCAGUGCUUGGAAUGCGGAAAGAGGUUCACCCAGAAGGAAAGCCUCACAACCCAUCAGAGUAUUCACACAGGGGAGAAACCAUUUCAAUGUCAAGAGUGUGGAAAGCGUUUCAGUUGGAAGGAAAGUCUCACUUCCCAUCAAAGAAUUCAUACAGGGGAGAAACCUUAUCAGUGUUUGGAAUGUGGAAGGAGGUUUAGUGAAAAGGACACACUUAGAGCCCAUCAAAGAAUUCAUACAGGGGAGAAACCACAUCAGUGCUUAGAAUGUGGAAAGAGCUUCACUCAGAGGGGCCAUCUCACUUCCCAUCAAAGAAUCCAUACAGGAGAGAAACCAUAUCAGUGCUUGAAAUGUGAAAAGAGCUUCAACCGGAAGGGAAGUCUCACUGCCCAUCAGAGAAUUCAUACACUGGAGAAACCAUUUCAAUGUCAAGAGUGUGGAAAGAGCUUCAGUUGGAAGACAAAUCUCACUUCCCAUCAAAGAAUACAUACAGGGGAGAAACCGCAUCAGUGCUUGGAAUGUGGAAAGAACUUCUCCCGCAAGGAAAGUCUCAUUUUCCAUCUAAUAAUUCAUACAGGGGAGAAACCCUAUCAAUGUUUGGAAUGUGGAAAGCGCUUCAGUCAAAGGGUCAUUCUCAUGUUUCAUCAAAGAAUCCAUACAGGGGAGAAACCCUAUCAAUGUUUGGAAUGUGGAAAGAACUUCACCCACAAGCAAAGUCUCAAUUCCCAUCAAAGUAUUCAUACAGGGCACAAGCCAUAUCAGUGCCUAGAAUGUGGAAAGAGAUUCGGUCGGAGAUCCUACCUCGCUUCCCAUCAAAUAAUUCAUACAGGGGACAAACCAUAUCAAUGCUUUGAAUGUGGAAAGAGCUUCAUUCACAAAGCCAGUCUCACUUCCCAUCAAAGAAUUCAUACAGGGGAGAAACCUUUUCAAUGCUUCAAAUGUGGAAAGAGCUUCACCCACAAGGCCAGUCUCACUUCACAUCAAAUAAUCCAUACAGGGGAGAAACCAUAUCAAUGCUUGGGUUGUGGAAAGAGCUUCAAUCAGAGCUCCAGUCUCACUUCCCAUCAAAGAAUUCAUACAGGGGAGAAACCAUAUCAAUGCUCUAAAUGUGGAAAGAGCUUCAGUAGAAAGGACCAUCUCAUUUCCCAUCAAAGAAUUCAUACAGGGGAGAAACCCUAUCAGUGUUUCAAAUGUGGAAAAAGCUUCAGACACAGCAAGACUCUCACUUCCCAUCAAAGAAUCCAUAUGGGGAGAAACCAUAACAGCGCUUGGAAUGUGGAAAGCGCUUCAGAUGGGCAAGCCCACUUUCCAUCCAAGAACUCACAGCAGGGAGAAUAG